Molecule: messenger RNA, 489 nt
Organism: Triticum turgidum subsp. durum (durum wheat)
Lineage: Eukaryota; Viridiplantae; Streptophyta; Magnoliopsida; Poales; Poaceae
Source: the annotation of a GenBank genome assembly
AUGGCGGCAGACCUGCAGUUGUGCAUCGAGGAACUCGGCUUGGUUUACCACAUCGCAGCAGCCACAAAAUGGCCCAAGCGCCUCAAACAGUUCCUGCAGGAGGAGAAAUUGUACACAUUUGUCGGUUUCAGCAUUGGAGGCGACAAGCGGAUGCUGAACAGGUCUGGUUUGGAGAUCAACCCCAACAACUUCGUCGACAUGCAGCACAAGUGGAAAGAUCCACACACCACCAAAUACUUCAACUCCUUGGCCGAUGUUGCAGGCGGCGUCAUCCACCCAUCCUACAAAGGCAUGAAGAAUAAGAUGGACAAGGGAGAACACAAAAAGUGGGGGACCAGCCCGCUGCCAGACAACCUCAUCACGUACACAGGAAUAGAUGCGUACGCCACAUACAAGUCAUGGAAGAACAUCGACAACAUCGUGACAGGUUGGGAUAUUUCAGAAGAGCAGGAAGCUGACCCCUACUACCACUGCAACUUCGCGGGAUGA